GGAAGAGAAGCACUGAAACGUGACUGCAAGCUGUUUAAGAAGAAGGAGGCUCAUCUGCUAACCAAAUAUAGGCUGAUGAUCGGUCCUUUGGGCAUUCUCUCCUUCUUAUGGGAGAAAAAAGUGAGGGGAUGCUGCAUCCUGCGCAGCUCUUGAAGUUCCCAGCUGGGAAGGAUGGCUAGAGGGUGGAGAAAAAAGGAUGAGAGACAGAAAGCUGAGGUCAGGUGGAGCCCUCUCUCCAGCUUGGAAGAAAGGAACUGCUCAACCCUCAUGGUGCAUUUAUUUAUGUGCACAGGAAGUUGAUGUCAAUUUCAACCCCUCUGCUUAGCAACUUUGUAUGUGAGCCUGAGCACCUCAUGCUCUUGGAGCUGGAACAACUUAUUUGCAUGCCUUGCCUCAGGAGCUCUUUGUUCUCAGACCUGCCUUGCCUCGCCCGGCAUGUGUGAUCAAUUUCCAGCUUCAAGGGGACGUGGAUGGAAAUAUCUAACCUUGCAUGGGGAAAGCUGGAAAUACCCUUUGCUCUGACUUGUGUUAGAAAUCUAGGGAGGUAGGACAACUGUCUUUACUCACAGCUGAAAAUUCAGCUCAUUCAAUUAGUGUAGCGGGGAUGAGAAGAGGCCCAUGUGUUGAGACACUUACAGCAAUGAGCUAAUGAAAUGUGUACUUCACCAGCUUUCCCUUUAUCACCAACACAAAAGCUGGCAUGUUUACUGUGCUUCUGAGUUCUUGCCAGGGGGAUCCAAGAUGCCAAACUAAAGUAAGGCGAUACCUCAUGUCUGAUCAUUCUGAAAUGCUUUGGAGGACACGCAGCUUUCUCUUGGGAAGAAGAUUUGAUUUGUAACAGCCUCAAAUAUGUGGAUGUUUUCUUGGCUUUGUGUCAUUUUAAUCAUUUUGGCUAUUGCUGACACGGAGGCGGCAGCAAAGACCACAGCCUAUACCAAGUUUACAAAGAAAUCUGAUGGGAAAGAGAUGCCAAAGGGUGUAAAGCUGUCUAGUAAAUUGCCUCAGGAAGAACAGGGAACGUCGCUCACAGAAAUGGCUGCGAUGGUGGAGCCCACCACGGACCCAGAGGCCACUCUCUUCCCCUUUGAAAACUUCACUCUUGACACAGCUGAUUUCUCUUUGAAUUGUUGCCAUUGUUGCUCACCUGUCACUGGGCAGAAAGGAGACCCAGGGCGGCCUGGAAAACCAGGUCCUAAAGGAGAGGUUGGUGAUAUGGGGAUCCCAGGCCCACCAGGAGCCAUUGGACCCCAAGGGCCAAAAGGUCACAAAGGAGAAAAGGGACUAAAGGGAGCACGUGGGGACCAAGGAACAAGUGGAGUUCCAGGAUACCCGGGAAAACCCGGAGAACAAGGUGGACUUGGCCCUAAGGGGGAUAAAGGAGACCUUGGCCUCGCAGGAGAAAAAGGACAAAAAGGCUCAAAGGGGGAUCUGUGUGGGAACUGCACCAAGGGAGACAAAGGAGACCCAGGAGCCAUGGGCUCCCCAGGCUCGAAUGGAGGCCCUGGGGCCAAGGGAGAGAAAGGAGAGACCGGAGAGAAAGGCUACCGCGGAGACUCAGGGGAGCGGGGAGGGAAAGGGCAAAAAGGUGAGCAGGGGAUGAGCGGAGAAAGAGGCAGCAAAGGAGACCCUGGGACGGAAGGCAGGAGGGGCCCCGACGGGCUGCCUGGGGCCACGGGCGAGCCAGGCCCUAGGGGAGAAAAAGGAGAGUUAGGCCCUCCUGGCUUGGUGGGACCUGCCGGGCCAAAGGGUGAGCAUGGGACGAAAGGAGUCCGAGGACCAACGGGCAAAAAGGGCUCGCGGGGUUUCAAGGGCUCCAAGGGCGAGGCGGCCAAAGCCCCACAUUCAGCUUUUAGCGUUGCUUUAUCAAAGCCGUUCCCGCCUCCUCACACCCCUAUCAAAUUUGACAAGGUUCUGUACAAUGACCGAGGGGAUUACAGCCCUAUCACUGGGAAAUUCAACUGCAGUAUUCCUGGGACCUAUAUGUUUUCCUAUCAUGUCACUGUGAGGGGCCGGCCUGCUCGGAUCAGCCUGAUGACCCAGAAUAAUAAGCAGUUCAAGUCCAGAGAAACUCUCUAUGGCCAAGAAAUCGACCAGGCCUCUCUCCUCCUCAUCCUGAAAUUAAGCACAGGAGAUCAAGUGUGGCUGGAGGUGUCAAAGGACUGGAACGGCGUGUACGCGGGUGCUGAAGAUGAUAGCAUUUUUUCUGGGUUUCUUCUGUACCCAGAGGAAACUUUUGAAAUUUCACCAUAAAUCUGGGUCCUAAGCCCUGUACCUUGAAUUUAGGGGAAUAAGUCAGUUAAAAUAGAACAGUGCUUUUUGAAAAACAGCUUCUCUAUUUUUUUCAUGAUUAUAAAAAAUGUCAUAUGACAUAGAAUAUUCCUAUGCUAAGGCAUGUCACUUAGGAAAUACAUAUAUUUGAGAACAUAGGGAUAUUAACUUUGUGGCUAACAUUUUUAUUUGGCAUUAUAAUAGUAUUUAAAGAAUCAAUAUUUGCCUGGAAGCAUACAAAUGAGAUUUAGAGUUAAUAAACAUAUUCUAAAUAUCUUCUUAUUUUGUAUGACUGUGAGUCAUUCUGUGUGAUGUGAAGCUAAGAGCUGACGUUCUAUGGUAAUAGGUCUUUCUCACUGUCUCUCACUCUCUUCAAAGGCCUGCCUUCCAGCAGAAUGGAACUAUUCUUAUGUCAGCUUAAUUCAGGAGAAUACACAGAAAGAGUAGUGAACUAGCUAAAAUAUCUUUAAAAUUUAUCUGCGUAUAAGAGUUUGCCCAUAAAGCUAAACUAGGGUAUUUGAUGAAAUGUAAAAAGAAAGUUGAUAAAGAUGUUAUUGCUCAAUCACAGCAAAAAUGUAACCAUUUAUCAGGUUAUUGU
Messenger RNA from Chinchilla lanigera (long-tailed chinchilla), 2866 nucleotides. RefSeq names its product otolin 1 (gene Otol1). The transcript has 5 exons. The record is from RefSeq and is a predicted model, not a curated record. Lineage: Eukaryota; Metazoa; Chordata; Mammalia; Rodentia; Chinchillidae. Bases 850 to 2250 code for a protein of 466 amino acids. Gene Ontology annotation, molecular function: protein binding.